UGUUACCCUUCACUAUUGUAUAUAUAUAACAAACCCCACCUUAACUUCCCUCAUUACUCUCUAUCUCAGUACUCUUUUCUUUUUGGUUUUUUCUUCUUUCACUCUCUACAAGCCCUUCUUAAUUUGUUAGGUCACUUGGGCAUAUCGCAUCUCUCAUACUGUAUUUCACAUAAGGUCUUUGGGGAUGGAUAUGGAAGCUCAAGAUGAUUUCGUGGGGUCUAAUGAUCUUACUCAGAUCAUUAAAGGCAAACGCACCAAGCGCCAAAGGUCAUCGUCCCCGUAUAUGGUGAUGACCUCUAGCUCAUCAAGUGGUUAUGGUGGCGGUGAUGGCGGAGGAGAGAGAGGAGUGCUUAUAGAGGAGCAUGGUUCAAUUUCCUCCCCUACAACUUCUAGUGAGGUUACUGAGAGGACAGAAGAAGAAGAAGAUAUGGCUAAUUGCUUGAUUCUACUAGCACAAGGUGACCGUCCAAAGCAAAUUCAUGAAAACAAAAGCGGUAAAGUGGAGAAAUUUAGAGCUCGAAAAUCAUCAGACAUGUCCACACCAACUAUUAACAAGGCAGGUUUCUUGGUAUACGAAUGCAAAACUUGUAACCGGAGUUUCCCAUCUUUCCAAGCAUUAGGCGGGCACAGAGCCAGUCACAAAAGGCCUAAAGCCACAGCGGAAGAGAAAAAAGGUCUUGUGGUGGCAUCAAUGGAGGAUCUUGGCGUUUGUCAAUUGAUUAAAAGGAGUAAUCUUGAUCCUUCUCUUUCUCUCCAAAUAGGCCACAACAAUAACGUCAACAAGGGUUUUCAGGGUAACAAGGCUAAGACUCAUGAGUGCUCAAUUUGUGGCUCGGAGUUCAUGUCUGGCCAAGCUCUUGGCGGUCACAUGAGAAGGCACAGGGCUAACACAGGCAACCAGGCGGGCAUGAUCACUACUGAUUCAUCCAGUGCCACCGCUGAGUCUAAUAUUCAUGGUGAUCAUCAUCAGAUCAAGCCAAAAAAUAUUUUGGCCUUGGAUCUUAAUCUACCAGCUCCCGAGGAUGAUCAUCACCUUCGUGAAUCCAAUUUCCAAUUCACGUCAACCCGGCAAGCACUAGUGUUCUCCGCCACAGCCUUGGUGGAUUGCCAUUACUAGAAAAAUACUAAAAAGAUCCACAGGGAUCAACCAUGUGAAUUAUUUUAUUUUUACCAUUCCUAUAUACUUUACUAUAAUUCAUUACUAUCCAAAUUCUUUCAA
Messenger RNA from Populus trichocarpa (black cottonwood), 1219 nucleotides. Its product is annotated as zinc finger protein ZAT5. Bases 185 to 1117 code for a protein of 310 amino acids. The transcript has a single exon. NCBI's taxonomy places the organism in Eukaryota, Viridiplantae, Streptophyta, Magnoliopsida, Malpighiales, Salicaceae. The record is from RefSeq and is a predicted model, not a curated record.